This is a messenger RNA of Haliotis rubra (blacklip abalone), 2005 nucleotides long. Its product is annotated as 29 kDa ribonucleoprotein, chloroplastic-like. The record is from RefSeq and is a predicted model, not a curated record. NCBI's taxonomy places the organism in Eukaryota, Metazoa, Mollusca, Gastropoda, Lepetellida, Haliotidae.
UAUAGGAUUACCUUCACGCUCUCUCCAUACAUAUUGGCGUAUGCGUUGUGUUGUUAUAUACCCGACAUGGGAGUUUAUUAAAUCUUUGUUAGAACAGUACUGUCCCAUCAUCAUGGCCACAUAUCCCACCUGUGAUCCCACGGGGGUAUCAGUGAGAUUAUCGCAAUGAAGAAAAGUGUUCACUUUCCUUGGCGUCCGAUAACGAUCUUCAAACCUGACUAUAACUACAGGAGGAAUGCCCGUGUGUCCCAAAGCUUGCUAACCCCACUGUAUCGGGAUGUUUCUGAUUACAGACAACCGAGGGUCAAAUAUUAUGGGCAUUGUCAUCAGCUGAAGAAAAAAACCAUGGAGAACCGAAUAGUGAGCAACGUUUUGCAGAAGAACAGUGACUUCCUGUCCCGCCAUCUUGUCCUGUCGCCCACAGUUCUCGAGAAGCUUCAGGAGAACGGCCUGAUUAGCGAAUACGUCAAGCGGCAGCUGUCGUUCAAGGACACAGAUGAACAAGUUCCUUGCCUCAUCGAGAGUUUUAGCGGCCGAGAUUUAUUGACAUUCAGAAAGUUUCUGGCAGUUCUGAGGGAGACUGGCCACGGCUGGUUGGUUGACGUCCUGUUAAGGUCACAGGCUCUCAGUUAUGAAGAAAUCGCCUCAUCAGAUGGUGAAGCUGGUCAAGUUGACUUCAGACAGGGGUCAGGAUUAGUAGGUGAAAGGUCAAGGUUACAUGGAAUGACCCCUGAACAUGCCCGGAUGAGACUGACGUCAGCACAUUUAAGAGGUCGAGGAGGGGAUGUUGGUGGAGGUUAUGGAGGGGCAGGGUUGGGUUUGAGGGGGAUGGAAAGGGGAGGACUUGGGGGUGAGGGAUAUCAGGGGUCAGGUCUUGGAGUAGGGGGUUAUGACAGGAGUGGUCUUGGAGGAAGAGAUUUGAGUGGAUUAGGACUUGGUGGAGGCAGAUUAGCGAUUGGUAAUGGCAGUGGAUAUGAUAAAUCACGAUUAUCGCUUUUGCAAAAAAGAACACCCCCUGCUGACCUUGGGAGUAUUCUUGAUGACAGGCGUGCCGUGGGGAGCGGCAGAUAUAGGGGCCAGGUAUCCCCGGGGGCUUUGUUGUCAAACGUCAUGAGGGACCCACCACGCGGCAGUGCCAUAGAUAUGGGUGGAGUAUCGUCAGGCGAUAUCCCUGGCGCCUUGUUGAACCUCCACGACCACUUCAGGAACCAGAGUGACACCAACGAGCAAAACCUGACCACCCUGAAGCGGGAAGAGAUGGCCAUUCGGGAGCUCCUGGACCAGAACAACAGGGAACAGGUCAAGGUCAAACGGAACCAGUCAGCGCUGACAGACAUAGGGCGUCGCCUGGAGGAGAUCAACGUCAGGACCAAUGAGGUGUAUGACCCCAAUGUUCACAGCCAGAUCUCGAGGUACCGUCUGUCCCAACUAAACCAGAUACCCUGGUCCAAUACCAGAUAACCUGGAUUUGACCCACGUUAUCUCCAGUGAGGUGUGUGACCCAAAAUGUCCACCGUCAGAUCUCAAGGUAACUUCAGCCAGAUGCCUUGGUUCAAUGAUAAGAAACUCUUAUGCCAUGUCUUACCAAUAGGGCAGAACAUGUAUACUAGUUUCACGAACAUUGACGUCAUCCCUGAUUCAAGUGAUCCAUUCAUAUAAUUUUCACCAUUAUAAAUUGUCCAGUUUAACCUGUUCCGGAGGAAAGUCAAGACUGGUUAUUCCAUGACGUUGAGGUACCACGUUGUAUCAGGAAUAGAAAGACUCAUUGCAACUUGGGUUGCAAAGGACAAGGCUUAUACUAUCUACCAUCCUCCUGUGUUGUGUCAGACUCUUUGGAUUAUCUGUGAUCGUACGAUGUGGAUUUAAUCGCUUUGUGUAAAGGUCCGACACGUAAUUAUGUGUACAAGUCUCGAGGAUUUAUGUAAAUAUGUUAUGAAGACACGUUUUCAAAUGGGACAUGAAUCUUACUUUUGUACUGGCAUGUUAUAUUAUAAUUAUUACAUAU